Molecule: messenger RNA, 1247 nt
Organism: Lepidothrix coronata (blue-crowned manakin)
Lineage: Eukaryota; Metazoa; Chordata; Aves; Passeriformes; Pipridae
Product: histone H1x
Exons: 1
Coding region: 183-842 (219 amino acids)
Biological process (GO): nucleosome assembly
Cellular component (GO): nucleosome
Molecular function (GO): DNA binding; structural constituent of chromatin
Source: RefSeq, a predicted model, not a curated record
GGCGGCGGACCAGGCUGUUGUUGUUCUCAACGUGGUCCGCCCCGCGCCCAUAUAAAGGGCGGCGGCGGCGCCCGCCCCGGCAGAGCGCGGACCGAGCGGAGCAGAUACAGCGUGCCCGCCGGGCCCCGCCGCGCCGCCGCUGCCCCUGCCCGCCCCCGCUCCGGCCCGCGGCCCCCCGCACCAUGUCGGUAGAGCUGGAAGAAGCCGAUCUGCCCCUGACUGAGGCGGAGGAGGCACCGCUCUCCCCGGAGAAGAAAGCGGCCGCUAAGAAAGCGAAAGGAGGCGGCGGCGGCUCCUCGUUGUCGCCGUCGAAGAAAAGGAAGAACAACAAGAAGAAGAACCAGCCGGGCAAAUACAGUCAGCUGGUGGUGGAGACGAUCCGCAAACUGGGCGAGCGCAAUGGCUCCUCGCUGGCCAAGAUCUACAACGAGGCCAAGAAGGUGGCCUGGUUCGACCAGCAGAACGGCAGGACCUACCUGAAGUACUCCAUUAAGGCGCUGGUACAGAAUGACACGCUGCUCCAGGUCAAGGGCACCGGCGCCAAUGGCUCGUUCAAGCUCAACAGGAAGAAGCUGGAAGGCGGCGGCGAGGGGGGCACGGGCAGCAGCGCCCACAAGUCCCACAAGAAGGCGACGGCCUCCACGUCCCGGCGGGCGGAGAAACCCGCGGCCAAGAGCAAGAAGCCCGAGAAGAAAUCGCACAAGAAGGGAGCCGGCGGCGCGGCGGCGAAGAAGGACAAGGGCAAAGCCAAGAAAGCCACCAAGAAGGGAGCCGCGUCUCCCGGGGGCAAGAAGGUGAAGAAGUCGGCAAAGCCCAAGGCGCUCAAGAGCCGGAAGGCAUGAGAUCGGGGCGCUGGGAGCCCCCCGCCGCCCCCCGGACUGAGAGCCCCGCGGCACAGACUGCUCUGAGGACAGACCCCAGGGGACCCGCUUUGUCUUUGUGUUGCUGACUCGGCUCCGCAGCCGCCGCCGUGCGCGGUGAGCGGGGCUGCGGCCGCCCCAGCCCCCCUUUCUUCUUCUCCGCCGCCUUAUUUUUUUUCUACCCCACCCCCCCAUCCCGCCCCGCGGCUUCUCCCCGAUCGCGCCCUUUUGUUUUCGGCCGUGCCCUUCCCCGCCUGUAGACGGUUCCCAGCCCCCCCCCUUGUCCGCCCGGUUGUUCCCAGGGAUUUUUCCCGCCCGGUUUCCAUAGCAGCCAUUUUGCGGCGGGGCCCCCCCGCGCCACGUGGGCCGGUCCCGCUCCCGCCGCCC